Polychytrium aggregatum is the source of this 1189-nucleotide messenger RNA. RefSeq lists its product as uncharacterized. Bases 167 to 1018 code for a protein of 283 amino acids. The transcript has 3 exons. The record is from RefSeq and is a predicted model, not a curated record. Lineage: Eukaryota; Fungi; Chytridiomycota; Chytridiomycetes; Polychytriales. Gene Ontology annotation, cellular component: membrane.
CUUCUGUCGGAUCCAAACGACCGCUCUUCCCUUGGCUGCUGAUCCUACAAACAUCGACUCACCAGCACCAGAUCUUUCGUUCAGCCCGUAUCUCGCAUCGAGCUACAUACUCCGGUCACACUGCUCCAGACUGGAUUGCAUCUCAACUCCCUCCAGGCACAUCAACAUGGCUGAGCAGGUUGGCAUUGCCGUUCAAAUCGAGUCGCUUGGCCCUGUCUCCAAGAUGCCCCCGGACACCUUUCCGCCGGCUCCAGAGCUCUACGACAAGUCAGGUCCAAAGCCCAUGCUGUCUCACCAAGGCUCGGCCGCCAGACCCUCUGCCAGUCUCCUCAGCCGGAGCUACAGCCAGCUCUCGUAUUUCAAGCGCAUGAAUCUGAUGCGCUUUGGCCGCAAGAAGAUUACCUUCUUGGUGGCCAACUCGGUGUCAACAUUCCUGGCCCUGUGCUAUGCACUGGUCGCUGGGCUGACGCUCGGGCAGACCUACAGCUAUGCGCCGGUACUCAACCUGGAGGGGCCUGAGAUCCGGCUGAUUCCCACUGCUGCCGCCUCUGCACUGGCUCUCACCGGGUUCUUGGGAUUCGUCGGGGCUUUCAUGCACCAGAAGCGAGUUGUCGCCAGCUACCUGGUCCUUCUGUGGCCCAUCUUCAUUGCCUGGAUUGUCUCGGGGUAUUAUUCCUUCAAGGCGGUAGAAACACAUCUCUUUGACAUGAACAUGUCGUCGGCUUGGGAUCAGUUGGGCAGCUCUCGAUCGAUUGUCGAGUCUUCGCUCAUGUGCUGCGGUUUCUACAACUCGCUGGACCGCAGCUUCCCAAACUCAGUCUGCCCCGAUUUCUCGACCUUCAAUGCGACAGAUAUCUCCAUCUCCAGCGCCGAAGCCUAUCCAGGCUGUCAGGACUACUGGCUGCCGCUGGUCCGUACCUUUCUCAAGGUCAACUACAUCGCCUCGUUUGUGUUUGCAGCCGACUCGCUUGUCAUCAUAGUCAUCACGCUGCUGGUGGCGAACCACAUCUACGACUAAGUCGUAGCGUAUGGCUCUCUGCUGCCCACUCGAUGGGCCCUGGUGUCUGGCGUUUGAUAUCCUUUGCGGGCGGCUUUGAAAUGGAGUUCAUGACCCCACGGGUUGUUGAGUAUAUGUAUAUACAGUCUUUACAUACGUGAAUGAAAUACUUGAAUAACAGGGCUGAGUAAG